Messenger RNA from Pan troglodytes (chimpanzee), 1488 nucleotides. RefSeq lists its product as uncharacterized. Bases 1 to 768 code for a protein of 255 amino acids. The transcript has 3 exons. The record is from RefSeq and is a predicted model, not a curated record. Lineage: Eukaryota; Metazoa; Chordata; Mammalia; Primates; Hominidae.
AUGCCGGGGGGGCGGAGGGAAGGAGGGGGUGUGGAGGAGAGAAGGAGGAAAAAGGGGGAGGGAGGAGAGGGAGGAGGGGGCGCGGAGGAAGGGGCGGGCUUCCCCCUGCCGGCCUCCGUUCCUUCCCCGCUGCCCCCGCCUCUCGCACUAGCGCCCCGCACCUGUGGCGCCCGUGCUCCGCCCAGUCCCGCGGCCUCCUCGCCCCUAGUCCCCCGCGCUCCCCGCCCCUUCCCGUGGGAUCCGCCCCUCCGCCAGCCUCCGCCAGCCUCCGCCAGCCCCGCUGGCUUCCCGUCUCCGACACCCCGGACUCAGAACCUCCCCUCCCCCGCCGGGGCCUGGGCGCGCCUGCCCUUCGCUCCCCGACCUCCUGCUGCAGCUCUGGGCCCCUCGGCCGCUCCCUCCCCUCCUCCCUUGCUCACCCCACGGUUGGCCGCGGGUCUCCAGCACGCCGCUCCCGCCCUCGGCGUCCCGCAGCGCCUGCCAGGGUCGCCGAGCCGCCCCUGCCUCCUGGCCGCCUCUACAGUGCCGUCCUCCCGGGGCUGGCUCUCUCCCCAGGCCCCUGCUGUGGCCACCCAGGCACUUUCCGCCCUGAGCGUGGCAGCUGCUGCCGGGGGUCCUGGGGCCGCGGGAUGGGAACUCCCACGCAGCGUCCCACAGGCUCCUGGCCGCCGCGAGCCCGUGCGACUCGCACGAGCAGGUCCACCCGCAGCGAGGGGCCGGUCACUGCUACGGAGCCCGCCAGAGGGCAAAGCCCCAGACAGCAAAUAGGGAGGCGGCUGGCACCCAGGGAGGCCGAGGCGGGAGGAUCGCUGGAGCCCAGGAGUUCGAGACCUGCCUUGGCAACAUACUCCCUCCAGCGUGCCAAAUGCUGCUAAUGGACAGCCGCUCCUGCCGCUCUGAUGUUGCUAGACCUCCUCAGCACUCAGCCCAAGGCAGCCAGGAGGAAUGAAGGAAUGGUGAUUCAGAGGGAAAGGAGGAAGCUGCGUGGCAUUUCAGAGAUACUUAUUUUAAAACUGCUGGUGGCCAUGUCUUCUUUUCAUAUCAGAGCGAAUGAGUUUUGAUAUGUGAACAUCUCUUCUCCUUCACAGGGGGAAGUCGGCCUGCUGCUUUCUCCCACUCUGUCUCCAGGUCCUUCUGCCCCACUUCAGUCUGAGCCCUUCAGAUGAGCACUGCCCACCCAUCUGUACAUGCUGGCCAAGGGGAGAAAUUCUGCAUGCAACACCAGACGACGAGGUGGUAGGUGACGCUGGGUGAUAGGGAUUUGUGUGCAGGAUUUUAAAACAGGAUUAUAAAGCUGCAUGAAACUAGAAAACAGUGGGCAAACAGACCAAGCCAGCACUUUAUUUUAAAAAGUUUUAUUUUGGAGAUUUAGAAAUUUGAGAUUUUUAAUAACGGCAAAAGAAAUUCAGUCACACCUAAUGAUUAACAGAAUGUAGUGGUGUAUUAUCUAAACAGAAAUCGUGCUGAUGUGCCAUAAUAAAUUGUCUA